CGAAGUGUCGUCGGUGAUGAAAUGCGACGUUUGUGGCGUUGGCCUGUCUUCACUGGAAAAAUAUGUGGAGCACCACAUCGCAGCGCACAAAUUCGCCGCCGACUACGUGCAGCAGGCGUUCCACAAAGAUAAAGAAUUCAGUGAAUGGAAAGCUCAGGAAGAGGCGAAUGAGAACUGUUGGUUUAUUCUUCACACGGCUCCUAAAAAGCUGGCCAGUGGGGAAACGAGGAGCCACUACUAUAAUAGAUCAGGAGUGGCUAGGCCAAAGGAAGGUCAUGGUAAUCGUCGAGAGAAAAGUCAGGGUACCUGCAAGUCCGCUAAGAUAUGUCUUUCAUUUAUUACUGUGACGAAGAAGGAGAACACUCAGAGCCCGGCACCUGAAGAUAUCACCAUAAAUGUAAGGUACCAAAGAAAGCAUUAUGGCCAUAAAGCAGAAAUUCAGCACUUGAGGAUGAGUGACAAAGAAAAGGCCAACGUUAACCAACGUAGCAGAGGACCUGGAGCGUGGUGUGCCCAUGAAAACCAUAUUGAAUAAUAUAAGAACAUCUGUUGCAUGUAAGGUGAGGCCAGCACAUUUGGCAGAACGCAUAACUCUGCAUAACAUCAAACGGCAGUUUCACAUCGCUGCUCCUGAACAGUGUCACACCAAUGAUGCUGUCAGUGUAGAUAUGUGGGUGAAAGCAAUGUAAGACAAAAGUGAAACACUUGUCUGUCUGUAUAAGGCACAAGGUGCAGUGGACCCAACUGGUACUUUUGGUGCAACAGAUUUUGCCCUUGCUUUGAUGACAGAGCCACAAAAAGAGCUGUUAGAAGAAUUGGGCACGGGCACUGUGUGUCUUGACUCAACACAUGGAACUACAGGGUACCAGUUUGAGCUGAUCACUCUUCUAGUGCUAGAUGAAGUGGGAUAAGGUAUACCUAUAGCCUAUUUCAUCUGCAACAGGAUGAAUGAGGAAAACUUGGCAGCUUUUUUCAGGUCUCUUGAGUGUGCCAUCAACAAAAAAGUGGCUGCUAAGACAUUUAUGUCUGAUGACGCCUCACAAUUUUACAAGGCAUGGUCGUCAGUUAUGGGUGUCCCUCAGCAGAAACUUCUCUGCACCUGGCAUGUGGAUAGGAAUUGGCAGAAGAAGAUACAUGAGUGUGUAGAAAAACAACUGAGGCCAGACGUGUACCACAACGUGCGACUCCUUUUAGAGUUCCUUGACCAGCAAGAAUUUGAAAAGUAUCUUCAAUCAUUCCUUGACACUGAGGAAGAAAAACUGAGGGAUUUUCUGAAGUACUUCAAGGACAACUAUGCAGUUAGACCUCAAGAGCGGGCCUACUGCUUUAGGACGAGGGCAGGUAUCAACACCAACAUGCACCUUGAGAGCAUGCACAGGACGUUGAAGCACAGCAUGCUGGAGGGAAAGAAGAAUAAGCGUGUUGAUAAACUAAUUUCUGCCCUCAUGGACUUGACAUAUCAUUUUUUGAUGAAGAGGGCAAUCCAGAUGAUCAAAGAAGCAAAGGGCAAGAAGUUGAGUGCAGUUGAAAGGUACCACAGAUCUGGCACUGAAAUGGCAGGUUGUGCCAAAUUAAACGAAGACGGCACGUGGAAUGUGCCAUCUCAGUCUACUAAAGGGCACUCUUAUACAGUGACAAAAGUCGGGGAUGCUGCUUGCUGUCCCUUGAGGUGCAAUGAAUGUGCAGUGUGUGCGCACCUGAUACACUUCAAAGUGUGCAAGCACAUUCACUGUGUCGUCAUUGCUAACACAUUGUCAAGCAGUGACAAUAACGACUAUGAGAGCCCACCUGAAACAGUAACUGAAAUGAGUCGGGCAUUGCUCAUAGUGCAAAGCAUUGCAAAGCUGGAGGCGGCCACAACAGUUUCAUCUGCCUUGGCGCAGUUGGCCUGCCUUACAAACUCAUAA
Molecule: messenger RNA, 1907 nt
Organism: Rhipicephalus sanguineus (brown dog tick)
Lineage: Eukaryota; Metazoa; Arthropoda; Arachnida; Ixodida; Ixodidae
Exons: 3
Coding region: 945-1907 (320 amino acids)
Source: RefSeq, a predicted model, not a curated record